Molecule: messenger RNA, 1855 nt
Organism: Salvia hispanica
Lineage: Eukaryota; Viridiplantae; Streptophyta; Magnoliopsida; Lamiales; Lamiaceae
Biological process (GO): attachment of GPI anchor to protein
Cellular component (GO): GPI-anchor transamidase complex; membrane
Source: RefSeq, a predicted model, not a curated record
UUGAUUUGGUGCGAGAGCCCGCCUCAGCCACCUCUGCAAUCGGACCAUCCCACUUCACUCUCCUUCCCAAUCGGACCAUCCCACUUCACUCUCCCUCUCCCUCUCCCUCCCAUCCAUUUCACGCCGCACCUCUCCAUUUCGACGGAGACCAGCGACUGCGAGGCCGCCGCCUCUCUCCGUUUCAGUCGAACAACAUCCGCUUGGCCCUGAUCUGAGGAAAGUAGAAGCUUUUUCCAAGAAUAAAUCGAUGGAGGACAGAAGCACAACUGGAAGUUGGAGAAACAAAUUAGGGUUUUGGAAAUGGGCGAUUGCUUCUGUAUUAUUCAGACUAAUUUUAACUUAUUUUUCCAAAAAUCUCAACCUCUCUUCACGCCCCGAAGUCUCCACUCCGCUCACCAGCCUCCGCCGCCUGGCGGAAGGCUACUGGCUAAAGCAAUUGUCAAUGUCUCCUUAUUCUGGUUCAAUGUACCAUGGGUCGCCUUUGUUGCUCUCGAUUCUUGGGCCUCUUACUGUUAAAAAAAUUGGAGGGCUAUCUAGUGAACUGUUAUGCAGUCUGGUUUCUGUGGUUGCAGAUUUUAUCAGCGCAAUCCUUAUUCGUGCAACUGGGACCAGUCUUGUAAGAUCACAUCUUCACAAUUGGAAAGCAUUGGGCCUUGAUAAGCUGUUCAAAGGCGAUGAGGCUGUGCCAUCUGGUGAUGUUGCUGCCCUUGUGUAUUUGUGGAACCCUUUCACAAUCGUCUCUUGCAUUGGUUUCAAUACUUCAGCUAUAGAAAAUAUGUUUGUUGUCAUGUCACUUUAUGGAGCAUCUGCAGGAUUAGUACCAUUGGCAGCUUUUGGGUGGGUUGUAUCAUCACAUUUGUCUCUGUAUCCCAUAGUUCUAGUGAUUCCGGUGGUUUUUUUGUUGGGUUAUGGUCUUGAUGCACCCCCAAGAAAACUUUUUGCGCAGAGUAAUCUAAAAGGUGGAGAAAAGAGAUCAGCCGAUCAUGCUGAACUCAAGUCACUGAAUGAUAAAUUCUCUAAAACAAAUUUCUCUUGGUGGAGAGUUGUCAUCUUCUUCUUCUGGGCAUUUGUAUGGACUUCCUAUGUGUUAAUUAUGUGUGCCAUCUCUAUGAAAGAGUAUGGUGGUCUUGGGGAGAUGUUUAAGAGGACAUAUGGAUUUAUUCUUGCCAUUGAGGAUUUGUCUCCAAAUAUUGGUGUCUUAUGGUACUUCUUUGCGGAAGUGUUUGAUUUUUUCAGGAAUUUUUUCCUGAUAGUUUUUCAUGUGAACAUCCUAUUCAUGAUAUUGCCGUUAGCUAUACGGCUAAAUCACAGGCCAUGUUUUUUGGCUUUUCUUUACUUGGCAGUCUCUUCAAUGCUAAAAUCUUAUCCAUCGGUUGGGGACUCGGCUUUAUAUUUGAGUUUACUGGUGCUAUUUGUUAAUGAGUUAGAAGAGAUGCAGUUUACGUUCUUCCUCUUUUGUGGAUAUGUUGGGAUCUCUCUUCUCAGCCCUGUAAUGCACAACCUAUGGAUUUGGAGGGGGACUGGGAAUGCAAACUUUUACUUUGCGACUGCAAUCGGAUAUGCUUGUUUCCAGAUCAUUCUGGUAGUUGAGAGUGUGAGUGCUAUGUUAAACCAUGACAGGAAGAUCAGAAAGUUAUGCAACAAGGUUUAACAUGGCUGUCGGCUUUAGUUAAAAGGACUUUUACAACGAGGUAAUUGGUUAAAAUGUUGUGAUGGUUUGAAGAUGUUCACUUGUGCAACUGCGGGAAGUUUGCUAGUGCUAAAUCUGUUAGGUGGGUUACUUGUAUCAUAGUUCUGCACGCGAUGUUGCUCAUAUUAUUUAUCCUAAAAUACUAACAGUAUUUUUUGUGUUCUA